CCUCCUCCUGCCCAGAGCAUCGGUGUGCCAUGGGGCUGGGAGCGGGCCGGGAGGCUUAGCCCCGCUCGGGCCGGGAGCCAUGCCCGCGGGGAACGGCACGGGCACCUCCAGCCGCCCGGAGCCCGCGGCGCCCGAGCAGGAGGUGCCGGGCGAGCGGCCCCUCUUCAGCGCCGGCACCUACGAGCUGCUGGCGCUGCUGGUCGCCACCAUCGGCAUGCUGGGCUUGUGCAACAACUUGCUGGUGCUAGUGCUCUACUACAAGUUCAAGCGGCUCCGCACGCCCACCAACCUCUUCCUCGUCAACAUCAGCCUCAGCGACCUGCUGGUGUCCGUCUUCGGCGUGAGCCUUACCUUCAUGUCCUGCCUGAGGAGCCGCUGGGUGUGGGACGCCGCCGGCUGCGUCUGGGACGGCUUCAGCAGCAGCCUCUUCGGAAUUGUUUCAAUUAUGACUCUCACUGCUCUUGCCUAUGAACGCUACAUUCGGGUGGUCCAUGCAAAAGUGAUUGACUUCUCUUGGUCUUGGCGGGCUAUCACGUACAUCUGGCUGUACUCACUGGCCUGGACUGGAGCACCUCUUUUGGGCUGGAACAGAUACACACUGGAGAUUCAUGGAUUGGGUUGCUCAGUGGACUGGAAGUCAAAAGACCCCAAUGAUACCUCCUUUGUGCUCCUUUUUUUCCUCGGUUGUCUUGUAGCACCUGUUGGGAUCAUGGCCUAUUGCUAUGGCCAUAUUCUGCAUGCAGUAAGAAUGCUUCGCUGUGUAGAAGAUUUCCAGACAGUUCAAGUGAUCAAACUUCUCAGAUAUGAAAAGAAGGUGGCUAAAAUGUGUUUCUUGAUGAUCUCCACGUUUCUUAUUUGUUGGAUGCCCUAUGCAGUGGUCUCCCUCUUGAUAACAUACGGCUAUAGCAACCUUGUAACUCCAACAGUAGCUAUCAUCCCAUCUUUCUUUGCCAAGUCAAGCACUGCUUAUAAUCCAGUUAUCUAUAUCUUCAUGAGUAGAAAGUUUCGACGCUGCCUUUUGCAACUCCUGUGCUUUCGCCUGAUGAGGUUCCAGAGGACAAUGAAAGAGACACCAGUAACAGGGAGUGACAAACCAAUACGACCGAUAGUUAUGUCUCAGAAAGCAGGGGACAGGCCAAAGAAGAAAGUGACUUUCAGCUCUUCCUCUGUCAUUUUUAUUAUCACCAGUGAUGACACUGAGCAAAUAGAUGACAGCGGUAAACACAAUGAGACAAAAGUUAAUGUCAUCCAAGUAAAGCCAUUGCAGGGAUGAGCUGAAGAGACAUGAGAAUGAGAUGGGUUUCAACCACUAGACUGUUGAGGCUGGAGACUGGUUUCAGUGGCAGUGUCUGUGGACUGCCAAAGAAAACCACAUUCUUAAGCUGUGAAAUACUGAAGGGAUUCAGCAUCUGAAGCUCUCCAAGUAUUUCACUUUUGGUCACAGUAUGGAAAUCUCUGCUAAAAUUGUUGAUGGAUGUCAUUACUCUGAAUUUUCUUAAAGCAUAUUUUAUGACUGCUAUUGAGAACUUUCGGUAUCUUAAUGUUUUCUGUAUAUUGAGCCUUCAGUGAAUAAUUAAAUGGAUCAUUUAUAUAA
Parus major (Great Tit) is the source of this 1594-nucleotide messenger RNA. RefSeq names its product opsin 3 (gene OPN3). The transcript has 4 exons. Gene Ontology annotation, cellular component: photoreceptor outer segment; membrane. The coding region runs from base 80 to 1273 and encodes 397 amino acids. Gene Ontology annotation, molecular function: G protein-coupled receptor activity. The record is from RefSeq and is a predicted model, not a curated record. Gene Ontology annotation, biological process: G protein-coupled receptor signaling pathway; visual perception. NCBI's taxonomy places the organism in Eukaryota, Metazoa, Chordata, Aves, Passeriformes, Paridae.